Messenger RNA from Effrenium voratum, 6996 nucleotides. Lineage: Eukaryota; Dinophyceae; Suessiales; Symbiodiniaceae. The record is from the annotation of a GenBank genome assembly.
AUGCUGCGAUGGGCGGUGAUCAACGGCGCCAUUGUCAAGGAGUUUUGGGAGGUGCAUGAGCUGGAGUUCUACUGGGACAGCCAGUGCUCCUUGCCCUUCCCGCGGGGCCUGCCAGCGGCCAGCUCCGUGAUGUCCUCUUUCCCGGGGAACACGGCGGACAUGGCCUGGGACGCUGACCUCGUGACCAAGUGGUCCGCGAAUUGCCGUCAGGUGCUCGGCGGGUGCAACCCCUUCACGCAUUGGAUUGGGAAGAACAUUGGCGACUCCACGCCCUUGAACAAGGAGCCGCUGGAGAAGUUCGCGCAGGUGCGGUGCACGCGAAUCUUCCAGUCAGCGAAUGCCUCGCGGCAGAGCUCAAAGAUAUCAGUGAUCACCUGGCACAACGAGUCCCUGACCAGCUGGCACAUUGUGUACAACUACGCGGACCUGGCCGGGGGUGCCUGGCAUACGCGGCCGGCGCGGGAGGAGUCGCUGUGGCGGAUUUGGAACAUGGAUCCCAUGCCCCGGCCUUGGCAGGUGGCGGAGGUGAUGUUUUUCACCGACCUGUUCUGUGAGGAGGAUAAGCAGGCCCAUGGGACACCCAUCUCCAACGGAGCCUACUUCGCCGAGAACUGCAUUGAGCUUGGUACCUGUGACCAAUACGUUGCCAGGAAAGCCUUCGAUGGGGUGAAACUGCCUGGGUAUCGACUUCCCAGACUGGAGGGGAAAUGGAUUGCAGCCUGUAACGAAUGGGACGGCUGCACGGCAAAGGAAGCCUGGAUUGGCCUGGACUUUGAUAUUUACCCUAAGCAAGUCCGAUGCAUCCGCAUCAACCAGCCGGUGCAUGAGGGCUACUAUGAAGGCUGGGGCUACCCACACUUCACCUCCCGACUGCUGCUGCAGAGCUGGGACGGCUUCAAGUGGGACGACCGGACGAUCUUCGACGGCCUGGGCCAGGGAGGCUGGAACAACACCAUGCCUGCGGAGCGCACAGCCUGGCGCAUCUCCAACUUCGACCGGAUCCUGGGGUCCUGGCGGGUCUACGAGUUGGAGCUCUCGGAGAAUGAGGACUGCGCGGCGCCGUUGAGCGGGGAGUCGGUGAACUCCAACCCCGCGCUGCUGUCCGACGCCCAGAAGGCGGCCUGUUGGAUGGACCUCGGCAGCUGUGCGGAGAACGCCUUUGACUCCAAGGUGGAGACGGGAUGGCAGUCUUCAUGCUCGCCCUGCGAUCAGCGGAAUGCGUGGGUGGGCCUGCGCUUCUCCCAGGCGGUGGGCAUCAAAUGCUUCAGGAUUCUUCAGAGCGAGGACGUGAUGCACCGCACGGACGCGGUGGAGCUGGCUGAGUGGAUGGGUGACGAGUGGGUGACGCGUCGUUUCGAGUCUGGCGUGGGCGGCGGCACCUGGAACCGGCGGCCCAGCGGCGUGAGCACCAUGUGGCGGCUGCUGAGUAUUGUAGAGACGGAUCGGCCGUGGACGGUCACUGGCCUCGCCUUCUACAUGGACGACGUGUGCGACUCGCCCCACCGCGGCGCACCGAUCACCAACGGGAACGAGCCGAUUCACCGCUCCGAGGAUGCGUUCGACGACGCCGAGGAGACGCGGUGGGUGACCAGCUGCACGCCCGCCCACACGGGACACCAGGGCUGCAUGGCCAACAGCGCCUGGCUGGGCAUGCAGAUGAGCGAGGCCUUCUCGGUGAAGUGCAUCCGGCUGUACCAGUCCCGGGAGCGCCUGAAGCAGAGUUCCACCGCAGUGCUGCAGGUCUGGGACGGCCUGGUCUGGACUGCCUCCAAGGACCAUCCCAUCCUCACUGAGCUUGGUGGAGGUGCCUGGCAGGUGCUUCCGGGCCAGCGAGGCUCCAUGUGGCGCAUGCUGGCGGACCCUGCCCCAGGUGGCCACGGCGUGGGGGUGUCUGAGAUCUUGUUCUUUCGAAAGCCGGACUGCACAGAGCAGAUCCAAGUGGCGGUGCCCAACAUCAUGCCCAUCUGCUCCGGCUAUGCCACGUCCAGGGAGGUUGGCUUGGCAACUGGAUACACAAACCACUAUGCGCGGAUGGGAGAGCUGGAGACUGCAGACCCCAUGAAAGCAUUCGACGGGCUUCUGCACACCUUCUGGGCCGACCUGGGUGGCCGGGCUUGGCUAGGCGUGGACUUCUCCACGCAGGUCUCGGACGUGCAGUGCCUGAAACUGGCCUUCCCGGGCAUCCGGGCGCUGCAGCCCGCCGGGGGCGAGCUCCAGGGCUGGAACGGCAACACCUGGAGGGCGAUCACUGCCUCUUCCUCGGCCUUCAGCAUGGACUCCACGCUGCUGGUGCCGCUGCAAGUGCUGGGGGGCCAAGGCUUCCAGCGCCGGCCUGCGCCGGCGGGGUCCAUUUGGCGUGUGCAGAACUUGCCGGCCAUCCGGACGUGGCACGUCUUCGAGCUGGAGUUCUACCGUGACUUAGCAUGCCGUGGGGAUCCAGUAGUUGGGGUCCCCAUCAGCUCUGCAGAGGAUGCUACUCUUGCAGAUGCGUUCAGCGGGCACCGGAAUCCCCACAAAGCCUUCGACAAGGACCAGCUUACUGUGUGGGAGGCAUUCUGCCCGCAGGGCGUGUGCGCCACCGGCCAAGCCUGGAUUGGUUUGGACCUGGACGGAGAGCCGGCCAAGAUCCAGUGUUUCCGCAUCAUGCAGAGCGGCCUUCGGGAUGAACAGGUGCCCAGCGUGAGCCUCGCGGCCUGGACAGGGGAAGCCUUCGAGGAGAGGACUCAGUUCCACGGCCUAGGCGGCGACACCUGGAACCAGCGCCCUGCCCCGCCGGACACGAUGUGGCGGGUGGCCUACAUGGAGAGGGAGCCCAAAGUCUGUCUGGGCGGGGAAGCCCGAGGCUGGCAGCGGAGCUGGGGUGUCUCGGAGCUGGUCUUCUACUCCGACGACGCCUGCACGGAGCAGCUGCCCGGGCCCGACGAAGGCGUGGACAUCGUGGCCUCAGGCACCCGCGAGGCGGGCAUCGCGCCCCUCUCCGGCACGGGACCUCACCUUGCCUUCGACGGCAAAGCGUUCACCACCUGGACGGCCCAGUGCGGAGCUGGCGAUCGCGCCAACGAGGAUGCCGACUGCCGGGCCGGAGUGGAGUGGGUGGGCCUGGACUUCAACCGCAAGUUUGGGGGCUUGCCAGUGAUGGUCAGGUGCAUGAAGCUGACACAGAGCCGAAGCUCUGCCAGCGACUGCUGCGACCCCGCGAAGAGCGUGACACUGGACCGCUGGAACGGCACCCACUGGGCGCAGGCCAGCUGGCGGCACACGGCGGACACGGGUGAGGUCUUCAGCAUCGAGGGCUACUUCACCAACACGGCGCCCUGCCCCUCCCUCGAUGCGGAGCAGGUGCAGCUGGCGCUGGCGGGGCAGCUCUCCAGCAGCAUCGCCCUGCAGCCCUCCAUUGAGAGCCGCAGCCGCCGCCAGAGCGAGGUGUGCGUGAUCCCCAACUCCGGCUCGGUGAAGCUCCUCGCAGAUCCUUUCUGCGAGAAGCACUCGGUAUGCGCGCAGGCAGGCUUCCAGGGGGACUGCUGCCCCAAGGAUGAGGGCAUGUCGCGGUGCUGCUGCAACUACAACAUCAACAUGGAGGUCUUUGAAGAUGAGCUCCUGGAUGCCAAGAUCGCUGCGGAGGUGAGGGAGGAGCCCGUGGUAGGCUUCGAGCUGAUCAUCAUCCAGUCUGCGACUGUGCUUCCCUUCAUCGGAGUGUUGACAGCAAUCGUCUUCCUUAUCAUCUACUCUAUCCCAAAGCCAGCGAGCAGCGACGACGGGACCACGACCUGCUCCGAGAGGAUGUGGUACCGCAUUUGUGGGCCCACCCACAGGUGGUUGAAUGGUGGCGGACUGGUGCCUACUCUCCUGCUGCAGCUGGUGACCCGCACGCCGCUGGACCGGCUUUGGACGAUCUUCUUGAAGAGGGUCCUGCUGCUCUUGCUGGGCUUCGUGGUGGGCUCCAUGCUGGUCUGGGCCGUGCUCUCCUACCUCCUCUCGGAGAUGAUUACUAGGAUCAUCCUGGCCUUCAGCUUUUUCAUCCGCUGGUCCAAGUCGCGCUACGACCCUAAGAAUCCCGCGCAGAAGCGGCGCCUGGCAGUGGUGCUGGGCCUGCCACUGGGCGACCCUGAGGGGAGCGCAGUGAUCAAAGUCCCGAACCUUGGAGCCAUGAUCUCCGCCUUCUGCGAGACCAUGGCGAUAGCCUUUGUCAAUCUCAUCCAAGCCAUGUUCGACGUGAUCCUGAUAAGGUUCGCCUUUGUCAGCAUUGGCGCUGUGGACAUCAGGCUGUCCGCACUGGACAUUGUCAUCAAGGUGCCAAGCUUCGGGGUGGACCUGUCCGGCCUGGCAGCGAUCCUUUACGACAUUGCGACGAUAGCAGAGCGCUUCUAUUUGGCUGUCAUGGCCACCAUGUUCGUGGGCACCCCUCGCUGCGAAGGACCUGUGGUGAUCUUAUCCUCUUGCUUCCUGCUGGUCAUCACCCUGCUGAUGGUGCGCUGGCUCAACUACGACUACUUUGGCGUGCUCACGGCUGCCAAGUACAGUGCCCAGAAGACUCGGCCCACCUUCCAGAAGACCAUGGCUGUGGGCAUCACCACGGGGGUGCAGAGUCUCAUCUUUAUAGGCAUGCAGUGCCUGAUGUUAGUCUGCACCCGGGCCCUGACCUUGGUGGAGAUUGAUCCCUUCAAGGAGAGCAAGGGCUGGACCUGUCCUUACAAGGACGAUUACAUCUCCGUGCUCACGGGACGGAUGUUCCUCUCGGCUAUGGCCUUGGUCACUCUCAUCAUCACCUUCCUGUGCGCAAACGGGCACUUCAUGGGUCAAGAGUACAUCGUCCGAGAUUUCAGCAAAAAGGUGGGCAUGGAUCUGAACAAGUUGGAUCCGGACAAUGAGGCGGAUGGGGGUAGCAGCUUCAUCCGAGUGCAACAAGUCUUCAGCAUGAUCCCCACGACCUUCGGAAUUUGGAUUGAUGGAUGGAACGUGAAGGGGCUUCUGCUACAGGAGCGGGCCGAGACCUACGCCGAGGAGCUCCGCAUCCCGACCAUUUGCGAAGAUUGUGGCAAGCCACACGUGCCAUAUCUGGAGCUGAUGAAGGCUUCAGGCCGGCAGCUCAGCCUGGCAUACCAGAUCUUCCCCUUCGGCGCUGUCAUCGGCAAGGCCUGCGAACGCUUCAACAAUCCGCCGCUGCUCUACUGGGGCUCCACCCUGAAGUGUCUGAAUGCCUCCCCUCACAUCACCAGCGUCCGGGGCAUGCAGGGCCGGAAGAUGUCUGCGGGCCAGGCAGCCAAGUUCCGCACGCAGAUGUUCAUGGCUCAGAUGAAGGACCGCGGCCUGCCUCUCCUUCAGCGGAUCGCGGCGGUGAGCAUGUACUUUACGCUCAUCUGGUUCACUGUCAUGCUGACCGAGGACAAUGUGGCGGAGAUGGGGGUGCAGAUGUUCCAGAUCAUCACCGCCGUGGCCUUCUCGAAGGCAGUUUGUGAGGUUCUCCUGCCAGUGUUGUGUAUCGCGGUGGUGGGCGCGCUGGUUGUGGCCUCCGGAGCUGCCGCGAAGAAGGCGGCGAAGCAGGUGGUGGAGCCCUACCGUAUCUCCCCAGUGGUGGGCCAGGUUCUGCAUGGCGUCAGCAUGGGCUUUGCCUUUGGACUCUUCCUGUACGAGGAUCAGCUGGGGCUUACCCAGGGCCUGUGUGCCUUCAUUGGCUUGUCGGUGGGCAGCCUCUUGGCCGUUUUUCUCGCACUCAUCUCCUUCGCCCUGGAGCUUUGUCCGAAUUGUGACGUCGCCGGUGGCCUUAUCAAGGUCGGCUUCGCAGCCGUGGAGUCGGUUGGCGCCGCAAGGAUCUUCACGAUCCGCCUGGCGGAAACCAACUUCUACUUGGCCAUGGCCAUGCUGGCGAUGGUGCUGGUGCCGGCCACGAACCUGGCCUUUCGGAAGACGCCUCUGGACAGCGAAGGCAAUGAAAGCGAGAGCAGCUUGUGGCCGCUGCUGACCACGGCGCGCAUCAUGUCGGGGCCCUUCGGGGUCAUAGCCGGGGUCUACGGCGCUCUGCUGCCCCAUGAGAUGCUGACCAACUCCUUCGGCCCGGACAUCGGCCUCCUGCUCGCAACCGCCCUCGGCUACAUUAUAGGCCUCGCGUACGGCCUCGCGACGGACAAGAUGCUUGAAAAGCCAGCAGGCAAGUGGAGUGUGGCUGUCGGUACGCUUUCUGCCCUGGCGUGUGGGCUGCUGCUGCACUGGGCCGUGGGUAUGGUGGUGGGCAGCGUUCUGGGAAGCCUCACGGGAGCGCUCAUCGAGCGGCGCGUGAUGAAGGAGCUGGACGCCACCUGCCUGGAACCCCCGCGCUUCACCAAGCAGUCCCAGGUGGCCUCCGCGAGUCCGGGUUUGGGCCCGGUGUCCAACACCGUGGCGGCGAUGCGGCCCAAGUCGGAGAAAGCGGCAGAGAUCCACACGAACCUCCCUACGCUCACAAGGGCGACCACCCCUGGCGAGCUGACCCGUGGCGACUCAGGCUUUGACGAGAACCCCGCGGCGCUGGACUGGAGGCAGACAGAGGAUGAGCACCAUUUGGCCGUCCGCGACGAGGAGUGGAGGGAAGGCACCGGUCCCUACUCCCCCGACGCCGCCGACGCCGCCGACGCCGCCGACGCCGCCGACGCCGCCCACGCCGCCGACUCUGCCGACGCCCCCUAUGCCCCCGACGCCCUUGACACGCCCUAUGUGGACGAUGCGCGGGACGAGUACUACGAUGACGGCCCGCCGACCAACGGCUUCGGCGCGUCACAGGCCAGCUGGAACACGUACAGCGAUGUGGCACAAGGCACCAAUCAAUGGCGGAGACCAGCCCCGGCAAAGGCCCCCAAGCGGACCUCAUUGGCAGCCUCUGCCAAGGGUGCGAAGGUGAAGGACAAGAAGCAGAUUCCGCCUCCGGGCCCGCGCGAUGUCUGGGGCGGCGCAAAGCCAGGCGAGCGACCCUUGGUGCAGGCUGCGCAGUCGGCAGCGGACGCCACCAGCCCCCGCCCGGAGUGA